Molecule: messenger RNA, 387 nt
Organism: Anisakis simplex (herring worm)
Lineage: Eukaryota; Metazoa; Nematoda; Chromadorea; Rhabditida; Anisakidae
Source: the annotation of a GenBank genome assembly
AUGAACGUUAGUAUAGUUUCUGUGAUAUUAUGGAUCAACGCGGAAGCGAAACCCAAAUAUGGCUGUUUAAUUGCGAACAAGAAAAAUAAUGCACUGAAAAUUGAAAGAAAAAUCACAUUCUCGUUGGGGUCAGAGUCAUUGAAGCAUUGUGGGUUUGCAGUGAAAUAUGAGGAUGGUGUGACGAGACGUUUGAUGUGCCGAUGGACCGUAUCGCAUGUAUCCGCUCAGCUCGCCAACGUUCAGAUGCAUUUGUUCGGUGAUAGCAGUCGUCCGAUGAGUGAUAAAUUCAUCACGAAAAAUAACGAUGACACGUUCUUCGUUGGUCUCGAUCGCCUCUCAUACAUUCGUGAAUCUAUGCCACAGGUUUGUUUUGUUGUUGUUCAUUAG